GAAAGUUUUAGAAUUUUUAUUAUAUAGUGGUGCUGCUAGUAUUUGAAUGUAACGAUAUCUAGCUGUCGAAGUCUUGUGAUUAUCUGCAAAGAAACUUGUUUAACACCAUGCCUUCUAAUGAAAAGUUGUCCUAUCAUAAAGCACUUAGAAACCUUAUGAAAACAUCUUUUCACAAACAUAGACUCAGUUCAGCUGGAGUGGAUAUAAUGUCGAAAAUAUUAAAUAAAAUACAUGUAGACCUGAUUAAAGGUUUUGAAGAUGAAUUUGGAUCUUCUGAUGAAAUUACCAAUAGUGAAUUUCUCCAUUAUAUGCACAAGGCCGCAGAAAAGAUGCUCAUUGGAGAUAUUAGGAAGCAUGCCCUUUCUGAAGCACAAAGGCAAUUAACUCUGCUGAAGAAUGGUUUAUUACAACUUCCAUCAAAAAAGUCUGUUUCAAGAAAAGCUAGAAAAGACGUUACUCGGAAGUUGCUUCCUAAAAGUAUUGAAAAAAUUGCCGGAGCAAAGAGAAGAUCUGUAACCAAAGAUAUUCGAAUGUCAGCAUUUAUAUUAAGAUCUACUUUCAAAAGACUGUUAUUUGAGCUUUCUGGUAGGCAGCAAGUUCAAGUUAGCUGUGAUUCACAAUGCUCUAAGUGUUUGGAAAACACCAUAUUUAUAAUUAUUGAAUAUUUAAUUUCAUGUGUUUCUGAUAUCUGUCAAGCUGGGAAGAUGCCUGAAAUAACGCAUUUAGAAUUUUAUGAUGUUAUCAAUGACACAUUUCCACAUGCACUAAUGCAGCACGCAUUAGCUGAAGGUUCUCGUUACGUUAAAGAAUAUGCUGAUGGUUUGCUGAAUUUCGUACCUAAGAAACCUGUUCCGAAACAAGUCACCAAGACAAUACCCUUUAAAAGCACAAGAAAGGUGUCCACUAGACAGAAACCUAUAAAAGAAAAGCCUAAAUUAAAUAAAGUUCAAAUGCCAACAUUCAUGUUGAGAUCUACCUUUAAAGAGCUAUUGCCUGAGUAUAAUGACAGGAAGCAAAGUCAUGUCAUCUGUGACUCAAAGUCUUUGAAAUAUAUGGAACACAUUAUAUUUGCGAUACUUGAUGAUAUAUGUUACCAUGUUACUGAAUCAUGUCGAACUGGCUCAAUGCAGAAUAUGGGACAUUUAGAAUUGAGUGAAUUCAUCAAAAACUCCUUUCCGAAUGAGCUGAAGCUGCAUGCAAUAGCUGAGGGUUCUCGCUAUGUUAAAGAAUAUGCUGAUGGUAAUUAA
Stegodyphus dumicola is the source of this 1247-nucleotide messenger RNA. RefSeq lists its product as uncharacterized. Lineage: Eukaryota; Metazoa; Arthropoda; Arachnida; Araneae; Eresidae. The record is from RefSeq and is a predicted model, not a curated record. Gene Ontology annotation, molecular function: protein heterodimerization activity.